Sphaeramia orbicularis (orbiculate cardinalfish) is the source of this 3032-nucleotide messenger RNA. It is a transcript of the gene plekho2, whose product is annotated as pleckstrin homology domain containing, family O member 2. The transcript has 7 exons. Lineage: Eukaryota; Metazoa; Chordata; Actinopteri; Kurtiformes; Apogonidae. The record is from RefSeq and is a predicted model, not a curated record. Bases 259 to 2268 code for a protein of 669 amino acids. Gene Ontology annotation, biological process: macrophage apoptotic process.
AGGACUUCAACCGGAAACCAAACUUUUUUCUUCGAACUUUUUUCUCUGAGGCAAAAGAGGAAAAAGCAAAACCAGACGAGCCGUGCUGUGCUAAACGCUGCCCAGUUCCUUCUUUUCUUCUUCACCGUUGGAAAUGUGUCAUCUGCAGAACACCAGGGGACAAGUCCACACUUUGUGCAGAGGAUAAAGCGCGACGUCGACUGGGGUUUGGGUGUUUAGGCUUACGGCCGCUCACAUAACGGAUUUGGGUCCUUUAUCAUGGAAGAUGGUGCAAAAGAGGACCCGGCCCAGUGUAAAGAGCCAAAGUUCCUGGCUAAAGCUGGCUGGGUGAAAAAGGCCCACGGCAGAGUCCUGGCGAGCUAUAAGGACCGCUACAUCCAUGUGGAGAAGACAGAGAUCGUGGUGUAUGAAAAUGAGGACCUUCAGAACUGCUUAGAGAGGUUUGACCUGGAAAACUUCGAGACAUGUCAUGAAAUAAAGAGCACUUUCAAGAAGAAGCACAGACUGAUAGUGAUUCGAUCUCCCAAAUCAGGGAAUAAGGUCCAUGAUCUGAAGUUCCAAACUCAGACUGCAGAGGAGAAGGAUGCUUGGAUCAAAGCACUGAGUGAUGGCAUCAGCAGGGCAAAGAACAAAGUCUUUGAUGAGGUGAAGGUGGACGACAGCAGUAACUUAGAACAUGUUACUCGAUCAAGGCCCAAAGGGAACCGGAACCGACGGCCGCCAACCAGGAUACACAUGAAAGAGGUUGCUGUGGUGUCCUCUGAUGGCAUCCUGCGUUUGGAUCUAGACCUUGAUGAUGCCAUAAUGCCUAAUGGCACUCAUCAUUCCACUGUGGAUGGAACUGGAACUCCCAAAGAAGCCAGUAAAGCCCCUCCAGCUGCAUCCAGUGAAGGUGAAGCAGCAGAAGAAAAGUCUUUGUCAAGUAUAAAAGAAGAAGACAAGCCUGAGCCAGAGGCAAGUCCCCAGAAAAAGGUCAUCAAACCUCCUAUGCCUCCAUCCAAAGAGGCUAAACGUGCUUCAGCACCAGAGGAAGAACCUGAGAAGACUGAUGUCCCAGAGAAGAAGGUUCUGAAACCACCUAUGCCUCCAUCCAAAGAGGCCAAGCCCAGUGCUGCACCUGCUGACGAGCCCACAAAGGAGGCCAAAGCUGAGAAGACGCCAGAGACGAGUCCCAACGCCAAGAAAAAGACAGCUGUACCCCCUACUCCUCCCAGCAAACCCAGCUCAAGCAAACCUGUGGAGACCUCCCAGUCCAGACCGAACUCCCACCCUCCAACCCCCCCGAGCAAAGAGAAGAAACCCUCCCAUCCUGCAGCUGAGUCCAACCAAGAGCUUCAAGGAACCGAUGAUGACAACAAGGAGGAAGACGGUAAGAAGACAGAUGAUGAAGACGGAGAUGAAAGUCCAAGUGCAGAAGGACUCUCUGAAGAGGACAAUUCUGCAAGCAGUGAUGAAACUAAAGAACCUGAAAAUGAACCACAAAUAUCUGUUGCGCUUCCUUUGGUAGAGAACCCAAGUCCUCUUCUAACCUCUGACAAAAAGGAGCAAGACUCUCCUGCAUCAGAUACCUCAUCGGGAUCUCUCCACACAGAAGAGGUAAUACCAACAAGCGACAUCCCAGUAGUGGUUGUAUCUCUGAAAGACCCGGUCGCCGACAGCCCCAGCCUGAGUCCACUGCUCGGCCAUUUGCCUGGGGAGAAGAAGAAGAAGAAGAAGGCGGAGGAGAAGUCUGUAGAUAGCGGUCAGCAUUCAGAUGAUGACAGUGAAGGCUCAGGGAGUGAAGACACACUGGCAACUUCCACAGCUGCACUGAGGGGAAGCAACGCCGGUCUAGAUGUGUUGGACACCAGCGAGAACGACGUUCAGAUCUCCGUAAGUCUAAAGCCGACAACACCUGCAACCAAGGGCUUCACCUGCUGGAUGUCAGAGCCCUCUCCUCCCAUCAAACCCAAAACCAAGGUGAGGUCGGCCUCCAGCGGCAACCUGCUUUCUGACUCAUUGGACAGAAGUCUGCUGAGUACAGCUUUGGCCAGAAGCGGCGGCGAUGAAGUCAUGAAACUUGAGACUGAAGUGGCUCUGGAGAUGGAAAACACCAGCAAGCUCCUGAGUUCAGUGUCCCAGUCCCAGACCGAAGGCAACAAUGGGGAGGCCAUGCCCGAGGAUCUACUGGCCAAAGCCAUGGAGAAGCUGAAGAAAGCAGAUCAUGUGCUCAGGGAGGUCAAGAAACUGAAACUUGCAAAGGACUCGAACAACAGGAAAAGCUGGUAAAGUCAGUCACAGCAGGCACAUGGACAGGAUGGACUUAUCUUUGAAGGUUAAGCAGUAAAUGCAGCUGUUUGCUCACAACUAAUGAAAUGCAUCUGUGUGUUGUUUAACUACGUCUGCAGCUAAAAGACAUGCUUAAUGUUCUACUGUACUGCUCAGUUUAAUUUAUAAAAUAUUGGACGUUCUCAAGAAAAAAUAUUUGGAAAUAGAGAAUUAAUAACAUUAUGACAAAGCAGCAAUAUUCACACACUGUCUGCUUUUGUAUCACAGACUGUAUAUAAAGAUGGAUGACACAAUGCUGCUUUGUGCUACUGUGUUAGAGUGAAGACAAAAUAUUGCAGGUACUAAAGCUGCCAUUUUACCUCCAUCAUUGUGCAGUACUGACUAAUUCAGUUUCUACCACAUUUGAUGGGUUGUUGCUGAAUAGUCAUUACAGCCAUCAAUCGCCUGUUUUUACUUCAUUAGUCAGAAAAAUGAAGAUUUAACAUAAAUGCCAACGCUCACCUGUGGGAAAAAAAAUUGUUGGACUAAUACUUUAGGUGAGUUUUAUGACUAGUACUCUAACCAGCCACCAGGGGGAGAUACACCUGCUUUGGCUUCACAUUUGGGAGCUGUCAUUAUGUCCAUCUUUAUAUACUGCCUAUAGCUGACAUUCCCAAAAUAUUCCCUUUUUGGACCAUUAAAAAAAAAAAAAAAACAAGAUGGUAAUCCUACUAUGCUGUUUACACUUUCUAUAAAAGAUCAAAGUUGGGAUAUUCAAAUACCUG